AUGCCUCCUACGAAAAGGCCGCCUCAAAACCAAAGGCAACGGCCCUUCAAGGUUCCUCGUCGCCAGACAUCCCCCGAGGCUGGACCCUCCAAUUCCAAAACCUCCUCAUCGGCAGCAGCAACUAAAUCGAAACCCAAGCCCAAAGCCAAACCCAAGACGACCACGAAACCCCCGAAGAAUGCUACCGCCUCAUCCUCCAAAUCCAAACCCGCCACAUCAUCCUUCCGCAAGAACAAAUCGCGCGCACACUCUGAAAGUCCCGCCCAAGACGACGACGAUGCCGCAGCAGCAGCCGCAGCCGCCGCAGCCGCCGCGACGGACUCCGAACCAGGUUCUGACGCCGGCUCAAACUCCAGCCAUCGCAGUCGCAGUGGAAGUCGCGAGCGCUCAGCGUCCGGGGAACCGGACUUCAUUCUAGCGGAGAUCACCAACGGCAAUGCCGAAGAGACCAACGACGUGAUUCUCAGCGAGCCCGAGAUCCCGCCGAAGCUGCUGACCCGGCUGCUGCACACGCUCUUCCAGAACCCCAAGACCAAGAUAGCUAAGGAUGCGAACGCUGUAGUCGCUAAAUACAUGGAUGUCUUUGUUAGGGAGGCGCUGGCGAGAGCGGCGUUCGAGAGAGCAGAGGCUAAUGGUGAGGGGGCGUCGUUUGCGGAUGGCUUUUUAGAGGUCGAAGAUCUUGAGAAGAUGGCGCCCCAGCUUGUGUUGGAUUUCUAA
This is a messenger RNA of Aspergillus affinis, 717 nucleotides long. RefSeq names its product CENP-X/MHF2 family protein. Bases 1 to 717 code for a protein of 238 amino acids. Gene Ontology annotation, molecular function: protein heterodimerization activity. The record is from RefSeq and is a predicted model, not a curated record. Gene Ontology annotation, biological process: DNA repair; kinetochore assembly; replication fork processing. Gene Ontology annotation, cellular component: Fanconi anaemia nuclear complex; FANCM-MHF complex. NCBI's taxonomy places the organism in Eukaryota, Fungi, Ascomycota, Eurotiomycetes, Eurotiales, Aspergillaceae. The transcript has 2 exons.